This is a messenger RNA of Puccinia triticina, 711 nucleotides long. RefSeq lists its product as uncharacterized. Gene Ontology annotation, biological process: protein phosphorylation. NCBI's taxonomy places the organism in Eukaryota, Fungi, Basidiomycota, Pucciniomycetes, Pucciniales, Pucciniaceae. Gene Ontology annotation, molecular function: protein kinase activity; ATP binding. The record is from RefSeq and is a predicted model, not a curated record. The coding region runs from base 1 to 711 and encodes 236 amino acids. The transcript has 2 exons.
AUGAAACCUGGAGUUGCCAGGCUCUACGUUUGUCAGAUAAUCCUAGCCCUUGACUAUCUCCAUGAGAAUAAAAUAGUCCAUGGUGAUUUGAAGCCAGAGAAUCUCCUCAUAUCAGCCAACGGUUAUAUCAAAGUCGCUUAUUUUGGUCUAGCGCGGAGAACAAUAGAUCACAGCCCUCUCAACCUAAUCUUUGGGACUGUCUAUUACAUGGCUCCUGAGAUGAUAAACGGCAGCUUUUUUGGUCCAUCGAUUGACUGGUGGGCUUUAGGAGUUAUCCUGUACCAAACUCUAUUCGCGCGGUAUCCUUUUGAUCUUGACAGGUCACCCAACCCAGAUCCCAGGUUCUCAAGAGAUGAUCAGAACCGUGUCAAGUUGCUGAUUGUCUCCGGAGAGUACAGAAUACCUUACUCAAUCGACUUUCCUUGCUUAUCGUUUUUGAAAAGGUUGCUUUCAACUUCUCCUACUCGGAGGCUACUUGACAGAGCUUUGAUUAGUAAUGAGUACGUUUACUUCCUAGGGGUCGAAUGGGAGAAGGUAUUGAACCAGAUGUACGAGUUGACCUUCAAACCUAACGACAUUGAGGUAAUCUUGGCCAAAACCAGUGAAGAUUAUUCUUCCAUGUACGCCAAUCCACCAAAAGAAAAACAGAAUGAUCAGUUUACUGGCCUUUUUGACGACUUCUACUACAAGGGACCUGGUAGUCCUUGGUAG